Molecule: messenger RNA, 3432 nt
Organism: Acipenser ruthenus (sterlet)
Lineage: Eukaryota; Metazoa; Chordata; Actinopteri; Acipenseriformes; Acipenseridae
Product: TBC1 domain family member 23-like
Exons: 20
Coding region: 25-2241 (738 amino acids)
Biological process (GO): embryonic brain development; retrograde transport, endosome to Golgi
Cellular component (GO): trans-Golgi network
Source: RefSeq, a predicted model, not a curated record
AUUCACAAGCACCUGGACUAUACAAUGGUUGAAAAUGUUGUAUGGAAUACAUUCCCUUUCAUCGUUAUAACAGAAGCGCUGUGUUCUAUAGCCUUACUUCACGUCAGCCGGACUCGGUUUGCGGUAGUUUUGACGUGGACGUCAACAGCAAUGGCGGAGGGAGAGGAUCAGCUCCUCCAAGGCAGCUGGGACAGAGACCUCGCUGACGCUCUGGAGUCUGGCGGCUGUGAUCUGGAAACAGUGAGAAACAUAAUCCAGGGGAGAGAGCUGCCUUGCGACCAAAGGGCCAAAAUUUGGAAGAUUGCACUGAAUGUAGCAGGGAAAGGAGACAGUCUGGCAUCAUGGGACAGGUCACUAGAUCUGCCAGAGCAGGCCAUAAUUCAUGACAAAUGUCAACAGCUAAUAGACCUGCAGCCGGUGCCAGAGGAGGAGAAGCCUGCUCUGCUGGUGGAUGUGGAGUCGGUCAUAACGUUUUACUGCAAGUCCCGGAACAUCACCUUCAAACAGAACCUGAACUGGCCAGAGCUCCUGAAGCCACUGCUGAGUCUGCAGCUGUCCCGCAGUGACCUGUAUAACUGCUUCUACGCCAUCAUGAACAAAUACAUUCCCAGGGACUGCGUUUCAAAUGGUCGUCCGUUUCACCUGUUCCGGCUGCUGCUGCAGUACCACGAGCCUGAGCUUUGUUCCUUCCUGGAUACCAAGAAGAUCACCCCUGACUCCUACGCCAUGAACUGGCUGGGAAGCAUGUUUGCAGGGCAGUGUUUGCCAGAAGUGACCCAGGCCAUGUGGGACGUGUAUUUGCAGCAGGCUGAUCCGUUCCUCAUCUUCUUCUUAAUGCUCAUCAUGCUCGUCAAUGCAAAAGAUAAUAUUCUGUCGCAAGAAGGAGAUGGUAAAGAGGAACUCAUACAGAUGCUGGAAACCUCGCCAGCUCAUCUGGAGGUUGAAGACAUGGAGGAUCUCUUCUCCCUGGCUCAGUAUUACUACAGCAAGACGCCGCUGUCUUUGAGAAAGGAUAAUCAGAACCUGUUUGGCAGCAGUCUGGUGGCACUGAAAGAUGAGGAGAUGGACCUGAGCCAAGCUCUGUGCCUGCCUGUCUCGGUACCAGAGAUCCUGCAGGCAAACCAGCUACAGGGGGAUAGUGUGCGGUUCUUUGUGGUGGAUUGCCGGCCUGCUGAGCAGUACAACGCAGGACACCUCUCCACGGCUUUCCACCUGGACUCAGACCUGAUGCUGCAGAACCCCGCUGAGUUUGCCCUGUCGGUGAAGUCUCUGCUGGAGGCCCAGAAGCAGUCCCUGGAGUCUGGCUCCAUCGCCAGCGGGGAGCACCUGUGCUUCAUGGGUAGCGGCCGGGAGGAGGAGGACAUGUACAUGAACAUGGUGCUGGCUCACUUCCUGCAGAAAAACAAGGAGUAUGUCAGUAUUGCAAAGGGAGGGUUUAUGGCACUUCAGCAACACUUGGCAGACAUUAAUGUUGAGGGUCCUGACAAUGUUUAUGUCCACUGGAUUGUGAGCACUUCAGGAUCGAGAGGCAGCAUCAGCUCACCUGCUGAUGGUGAGUCUCCGAACGGCUCGGGCGAUGGGAAGGGAGUGAAGUCCCUGGUCAACAAAAUGACGUUUGCCCUGAAGUCCAGGUCGGUGAACGUGAAGGAGAAAGUGAUCAGCUUCAUUGAGAACACGUCUGCCCCGGUUGAAAGAAUAUCUUUCAAUCUACCUUGGCCAGAAAAUGUGGUUCCGGAUAGGCAUGUGAGUAGCAGUGACAGAGUAGGAAAGCCAUACCGAGGCGUAAAACCAGUGUUCAGCAUCGGGGAUGAAGAGGAAUACGACACAGAUGAGAUUGACAGCUCUUCCAUGUCUGACGAUGAUCGGAAGGAAAUUGUAAACAUCCAGACCUGGAUAAACAAACCGGAUAUCAAACACCAUUUUCCCUGCAAUGAGGUGAAGGAGACUGGCCACAUGUUCCCCAGCCAUCUCCUGGUGACGGGGACGCACAUGUACUGCCUGCGCGAGAUCGCCUCUCGCAAGGGGUUCACCUACAUCCAGUCUAGACAAGCCCUAAACUCUGUGGUGAAGAUCACCUCCAAGAAGAAACACCCAGAACUCAUCACUUUCAAAUUCGGAAACAGCAACUCCUCGGGAGUGGAGGUACUUGCUGUCGAAAGGUACUUGAUACCAAAUGCAGGCGAUGCCACCAAAGCCAUUAAACAACAGAUCAUGAAAGUCCUGGAUGCCUUGGAGAGCUGAAAGGAGGGAACCCCCUGCGUUGUGUUAAAAGAACCGCAAAGGCUCCAGAUUAUUGGAGGAUGUUGACAUUGUGCUCCUCCCCUCCAUCUCGAAUGGACAAAUACUAACACUCAAUGUUAACAACUCCCCCUCUCCCCUUGUCUGCCAGUGGAGUGUGCUUCAAUAGCUGGCUUCCCAAGAAAGCAGUUACUGUGGUAGACCAUUGAGAAAUUAAGUUAUAUUGAUUUACAGAUUCUUAUUUCUACUGUUUCAUAUGAACAGUAUUUUUUUUUUUUCAGAUCGUAAAAAAGAUGCAGUAUAUUAUACAGGUCAGUUUAAGCUUUUUUUUUUUUUUUUUUGUAUGUGCCUCCAGUCUUAAUGACGACGGAUACAGGUGACUUGUGAACAUUCAGAUGCAGGGAGUUUCGAGAAGUCUGGCAGUUGUUUAGUGACGUGCUCAUACUAGUCAGGUUAGUGUGAUCUCCAGGACUCGCAGAGAUUCUGUGCUCGUGAGUUCAUUACUUAGUUUCAUUGCUAAACAAGUGUUAAAAAUGUCAGUAUUGUUCUCAUCCGGCCUUAAUCCAGUAUGAUGUGGACAUACGUUAAUAUAAGUAUACUGUAUAUAUUGUACAAGUUUCCUAUUAACUAACAGAAGAGCAACUUUCAGAUGUUUUGCUUGAAAUGUUAUAUAUAUAAUCUUGUUAGCUAACAUGCAUCUGUCUGCAGCUUAGCUACCAGAUUCACAGGAGGAAAGGAGAAUGUUAACUACUUCGACUUGCGCUUUGUCCCAUUCCUUAGUUUGAUAUUUCCCAAGCUGAAUUUUCUCAUUCCCAACAAACCAUAGAAAUGCCAGGAUAUUGUUGCACUUCCCAAACGGGCUUCGCCUUUAGAAGGUUGGUGGUUAUCGGCCUUCCAAGGAAUGACGUAUUAAGUUUGCAGACCAAAGCAGAGGUUUUUGUUAACUGUCAUUACUAUGCAAAAUAAGCAAGUUAUUUGGUAUGGUAUGUUUGGGUGCUACAGAAGAACGCAGACCCAAGACUCCUGUGUUCUCGUCACUCUUAGCAAAUGUCUUCAAAUUGACCUUGUUAAUAUGCUCCAACUUUUCUAAUCUUCUGUGAAAUGUAUUUAUAGGAACAAUGUUGUUUUGUGGUAACUGCACCUUAAUUUUUGGAAACCCUCUUCUGUAUUUUAAUAAACUAUAAUGAACCAAAA